CCUCUCCUCUCAGUCUCUCACCUCUCUUCUCUCUCUCUCUCUCUCUCUCUCUCUCUCUCUCUCUUCCCGUGACUCCUUCACCAUGCAAAGGCAGUCCCUCGGCUCACCGCUGUCGAAGCUCCAUCAGGCCCACGGCGGCGGCGACACUCUCAUCCAUCUCGACGACAAGCGCUCCAAGGACAUUUUAGCCUUUUCCGCCUCCUCCUCCGCCACAGACUUCGACGACGACAAAGCAAUAAAGCCUCACCGACUGUCGUCACCACCGCCCGUCGCUCCGGACAAAGUCAUCCACGUCAUCCCUAUCCUCACCGUCCUCUGCUUCCUCAUCCUCUUCCUCUUCUCCCACACCCCCUCCCCUUCAGAUUUGGCUCAGUUCAAUGGCUUCACCAGACUACCUGCGGCAAAGCGCAUAGAUUCUGUUGGCGACGAAAUCGGUGUCGUCGGCGGCGGCGACAUCCGACGAUUUAUUGAUAUCCGGAAGAGCGAUGUUCUGGCGAUCCGGAGCCUGAGGGAGCUGGGAUCAGAAACCCGGAAACUCGCCCCGAGAUCUCGCUCCCACAGAAAACUCGCCGAUUUUUAAGCCGCAUUCCUUGGUUUGUCUCUCUCCUCUAGAACUCUACCGUCUUCUUCCUCCAGUCCCGUACUCUGGUCCAGUGGUCCUCCGGCCACUAGCGGAGUCUCGCACGUGCGACGCUCGUCAAUUUUUUCUUUCGCACGUGAGUUCUAAAUUGCAGGACACCUUUAUUUAGGCUCUAGUUUCCUUAUUUUAAUUGUUUUUUUUUUUCUGUAAACGAUAUUGUUAUAGUGGAAAUAUUUCGACCAAUUUAAUUCGUAUUUAUAUUGAAUUAACUUCUUUUUAACAAGGUUCGAGUGUGGCGUACGCUAAUGGGGCGUAAAUUAGUGGGACGAGGUUAAACGUGCGCCUAGUGGGUGACAGCUGGAGGUUCGUACUCGACCGUUAACUGCACCUCGAGUUUUGGUCGGAAUUUGCCAGCUGGAAAUGAUUGUGUGCCCACGGGUGGAGAGCGAGUGCGCUCCCCUCUCUAUUAAUGUUACCGCCGUGUGCAUAGAUUUUCCGUGAUGCCUUCUCCGUCUGUAACGUUUCAUAUAUGGAUUAAUUAAUCAAAUUAUGGAAAGAAGAAAUUUCUAAUAAUAUGGGGAGCACUGAAUUCUAUGA
Argentina anserina (silverweed cinquefoil) is the source of this 1177-nucleotide messenger RNA. RefSeq lists its product as uncharacterized. NCBI's taxonomy places the organism in Eukaryota, Viridiplantae, Streptophyta, Magnoliopsida, Rosales, Rosaceae. The record is from RefSeq and is a predicted model, not a curated record. The transcript is spliced from 3 exons. The coding region runs from base 83 to 580 and encodes 165 amino acids.